CCGGAGGUGUUUUUAAUGCACUUCCGGGUUGGCUGUCAUGGCUGCACCCUGAUCGCUGUAGUUGAGGAUAUCCCGACACAUUUCUAUCAAGAGACAAACAAAACAAACCAACCAACAAACAAAGGCGUUUGUCAGAGCAGAGCAGACUACAGCCAUGGCGUUCAAAGAUCUGGCGAAGUGGAACACAAGAGUGUCUGCAGUCUACGCUGUCGGCAUCUGGACCAUGAUCGGCUCAUAUGCGUACUACAGUUACACAGGUCGUUAUGAGGACAAGUCAGAGAAAAAAGAGGAAGUGGUGCAAGAACCGGAGGAUCCAAAUCAAGUCGUCCACCAGACUGCUCACACCAAAACUGUCAUCAUUUACAAGAAAGACUUUGUCCCGUACACUACAAGGAUCCAGAAUUUCAUCAAAUCCUUCAGCAGUGGACCUGAAACUGGAGGCAGUGAAAAAUAGCUGCAUCAGUGCAAAAGGAGGAUGGACACUGUGGACUUGUAUAGAGCAAAUAUUUAUGAUGCACUAUGAAUUUAUGUGUGUGUGUGAGGACGUUGUCAUGACUUGUAAAGGAAAUUCCAGUGUGGUAUCCACCUGUGCGGUUCUGAGGGGGCCGUCACUUGUGUUUGGAUGCUAAUGGACUGUCACAGGCCAAUUUUUAUUAUUAAUAAACUGUAAACAAUAUCCAGAAGUAUUCCCGUCAUCCACAGUAUUGUUGACUGUAUGAAGUUGCCAAAUCCACACAAAAUGCUGAAAUAAACCCAUUUGAACAUACUGUA
Messenger RNA from Thunnus maccoyii (southern bluefin tuna), 771 nucleotides. Its product is annotated as small integral membrane protein 26-like. The record is from RefSeq and is a predicted model, not a curated record. Gene Ontology annotation, cellular component: mitochondrion. The transcript is spliced from 2 exons. The coding region runs from base 155 to 454 and encodes 99 amino acids. NCBI's taxonomy places the organism in Eukaryota, Metazoa, Chordata, Actinopteri, Scombriformes, Scombridae.